Molecule: messenger RNA, 2162 nt
Organism: Oryctolagus cuniculus (rabbit)
Lineage: Eukaryota; Metazoa; Chordata; Mammalia; Lagomorpha; Leporidae
Gene: AIFM1
Product: apoptosis inducing factor mitochondria associated 1
Biological process (GO): mitochondrial respiratory chain complex assembly; apoptotic process
Cellular component (GO): cytoplasm; mitochondrion
Molecular function (GO): FAD binding; protein dimerization activity; NAD(P)H oxidase H2O2-forming activity
Source: RefSeq, a predicted model, not a curated record
GCGUAGUGUGCGUGUGAAAGGCGGGGGAGCGGGCCGGGGCCCGUGGUGUUUGACCCGGCUGUCGGUGCGUAAGAAGAAAGGGAAGGAGGAGGUCCAGAGUAGCCGUUGCCGAAAUGUUCCGGUGUGGAGGCCUUGCGGCGGGUGCUUUGAAGCAGAAGUUGGUGCCCUUGGUGCGGACAGUGUGCGUCCGAAGCCCGAGGCAAAGGAACCGGCUCCCAGGCAACUUGUUCCAGCGAUGGCAUGUUCCCCUAGAACUCCAGAUGACAAGACAAAUGGCUAGCUCUGGUGCCUCAGGGGGCAAAAUCGAUAAUUCUGUGUUAGUCCUUAUUGUGGGCUUAUCAACAAUAGGAGCUGGUGCAUAUGCCUACAAGACGAUAAAAGAUGACAAAAAAAGAUAUGAUGAAAGAAUGUCAGGGUUAGGGCUGACACCAGAAGAGAAGCAGAAAAGGGCCACAGCAUCUGCUCCAGAAGGAGAGCCAGUUUCUCAAGUCAGGGUACCCAGUCAUGUUCCUUUCCUGCUUAUCGGUGGAGGCACUGCUGCUUUUGCUGCAGCCAGAUCCAUCCGUGCUCGGGAUCCUGGGGCCAGGGUACUGAUUGUAUCUGAAGAUCCAGAACUGCCAUACAUGCGACCUCCUCUUUCAAAAGAACUGUGGUUUUCAGAUGAUCCAAAUGUCACAAAGACACUACGAUUCAAACAGUGGAAUGGAAAAGAAAGAAGCAUAUACUUCCAGCCACCUUCUUUCUAUGUCUCUGCUCAGGACCUGCCUCACAUUGAGAAUGGCGGUGUGGCUGUCCUCACUGGGAAGAAGGUAGUACAGCUGGAUGUGAGAGGCAACAUGGUGAAACUUAAUGAUGGCUCUCAAAUCACCUAUGAAAAGUGCUUGAUUGCCACAGGAGGCACGCCAAGAAAUCUCUCUGCCAUUGACAGGGCUGGAGCAGAGGUGAAGAGCAGAACGACACUUUUCCGAAAGAUUGGAGACUUUAGAGCCUUGGAGAAGAUUUCUCGAGAAGUCAAAUCGAUUACGAUUAUCGGUGGGGGCUUCCUGGGUAGUGAACUGGCCUGUGCCCUUGGUAGAAAAGCUCGAGCCUCGGGCAAAGAAGUGAUUCAACUCUUCCCUGAGAAAGGAAAUAUGGGAAAGAUCCUCCCUGAAUACCUCAGCAACUGGACCAUGGAAAAAGUCAGACGAGAGGGUGUUAAGGUGAUGCCCAAUGCGAUUGUGCAGUCAGUUGGAGUCAGCGGUGGCAAGUUGCUCAUCAAGCUGAAAGAUGGCAGGAAGGUAGAAACUGACCACAUAGUGGCAGCUGUGGGCCUGGAGCCCAAUGUUGAAUUGGCCAAGACAGGUGGACUGGAAAUAGACUCAGAUUUUGGUGGCUUCCGGGUAAAUGCAGAACUACAAGCACGCUCUAACAUCUGGGUGGCAGGGGAUGCUGCAUGCUUCUAUGAUAUAAAGUUGGGAAGGAGACGAGUAGAGCACCAUGAUCAUGCUGUUGUAAGUGGAAGACUGGCUGGAGAAAAUAUGACUGGAGCUGCUAAGCCAUACUGGCAUCAGUCAAUGUUCUGGAGUGACUUGGGCCCCGAUGUUGGCUAUGAAGCUAUCGGGCUUGUGGACAGCAGUUUGCCCACAGUUGGGGUUUUUGCAAAAGCAACUGCACAAGACAGCCCAAAGUCUGCCACGGAGCAGUCAGGAACAGGUAUCCGAUCGGAGAGUGAGACAGAGCUGGAGGCCUCAGAAAUCACGAUUCCUCCCAGCACCCCUGGUGUCCCACAGGCCCCAGCCCAGGGGGAGGACUAUGGCAAAGGUGUCAUCUUCUACCUCAGGGACAAAGUGGUGGUGGGGAUCGUGCUGUGGAACAUCUUUAACCGAAUGCCAAUAGCAAGGAAGAUCAUUAAGGAUGGCGAGCAACACGAAGACCUCAAUGAAGUAGCCAAACUGUUCAACAUCCACGAAGACUGAAGCCCUGUAAUGGAGUAGGCCAGCACGUCUUCCUCCCCGACUGUGGCUUGGAUGGGCAAAGGAGCGGGGUUUUUUUAAUUAUUAUUAUUAUUCAGCAAACUUUCUCUGGUGUAGAAGUGUGAAUGAUCAAUUCCCUUGGGAAUAUUUUCAGCCACAUAGGCAAAUUCUUAAUGUUCACAUCAUGAAAUAAAAUCUGAUUCUUCUAAA